Chanos chanos (milkfish) is the source of this 1038-nucleotide messenger RNA. It is a transcript of the gene enkd1, whose product is annotated as enkurin domain containing 1. The record is from RefSeq and is a predicted model, not a curated record. Lineage: Eukaryota; Metazoa; Chordata; Actinopteri; Gonorynchiformes; Chanidae. Bases 1 to 1038 code for a protein of 345 amino acids. The transcript has 7 exons. Gene Ontology annotation, cellular component: cytoplasmic microtubule.
AUGUGUGAGGGACCCUCAAUGCUUUCCGGACCCAUACCUCCAGACCCCUGUCUUUUUCCGGAAUACUACAAACGACCGUCUUCUGCGCGGGGACGUCUUGAAGGGAACUCAAAGGGGGUGGCUUCACCCCUGCUGAAUGGGCCUUUGGCACCAGAUCCUGCUCUCUACCCAGGAUGCUACAGUGCCCGUACCCCUCGACCUCCACGCAUUGGCCAAAAUGCCACACACAUCCUUGAAAGGGGUCAGAGAGGGGUUGUGGGAUCCAUCCUCAAACUAGAGGGGGUCUCACUUAGCCAUCCUACUAAACAGAAGCCAGCAGCGCGUGAUUUUGGGAAAGAGAACGUCCGCAGGCUUCGGGAGAUCCAGAGACGGUGCCGUGAACAGGAGGCACAAAGAGAGCGCGCCAAGCCUGCCCCUGUUAAAGCUCUGUGGACCUCUCCCAAAUACCAGGACAUCCCCUCCAGGGUCAUGGCCCAGCUGCAGGAAACUAGCCCACCAAAGAAGCCUGAAUGUCAGAAUUUCCUGAAAGCUCACUCUCAUUGUGGCUCUGGGAGCUCCCCCCUCCCUCGCCGUUCCUCAGUGGAGUCAGACCCAGAAAUGCAGGUGAGAGGUCGUAUGGUGGACUUUGUGAGACACAACGCGAGAGCGGCUGGAAAGACUACACUAAAGCGUUCCCAGUCUCUCCAGAACCUCCGGAACAAAGAGCCACCCAGUGCAGUCAAGGGCCAAGUCCCACAGUAUCUGGAGGAGAGGAAGGAGCAAUGGCGAAAGGAGGCAGAGGAGAGAAAGAGGAACACCCCUGAUCCCUCUGCUCCACCCGGACACACUCUGAUGGCCGAUAAAGAGAGACGGGAGACUUUGCAGUCACUCAAAGACACCCACAAAACUCUCGUAAGUGAGUUGUUAUCGCUCCCUGUGAGAGCUGACACCCUGAGUGUUCGCACCCGCCGUGCUGACCUCGACCGUCGGCUCUCGGAGUUAGAAGAAGCCAUCAAGAUCCUCUCUCGAGACAAAGUCUAUGUCAAAAUUGAUUCCUAA